Plasmopara halstedii is the source of this 1665-nucleotide messenger RNA. Its product is annotated as general transcription factor iih. The record is from RefSeq and is a predicted model, not a curated record. The transcript has a single exon. Gene Ontology annotation, biological process: nucleotide-excision repair; transcription by RNA polymerase I; transcription by RNA polymerase II. Gene Ontology annotation, cellular component: transcription factor TFIIH holo complex; transcription factor TFIIH core complex. NCBI's taxonomy places the organism in Eukaryota, Oomycota, Peronosporomycetes, Peronosporales, Peronosporaceae. Bases 1 to 1665 code for a protein of 554 amino acids.
AUGUCUGAAGUCUUGGUGGCACUGGUGCGCGUCAAAAAGCGCGAUGGAUGCGCUGAGUUCUCGCACAAAGGCUUACGCUGGACAGCUGAUGUGUCUUCUGAGUCUUCGGUAGGCCACCACCCACCAAUUGUUGUGUUAUGGAACAACGUGCAUGACCAGCAGAUUUCAUCUCGUACGAGCCCUAAGGCUAUGAUCCGUCUACGACUUGCACACAACUCGACGCUUGUUCUAGAAUUUUUCACACAUUCUGGUAAUUUAGAAGAUGCCUUUGCGGUGCGCGAACAGGCUAAAGACUAUAUUGCUCGCCGGUUGCGCGAAAACGGAGCCAGCGGAUUGCGCUCCAAUUCCGCGGCGCUGUGCAAUCCCACAGAAAUCAAGCAGCGGGCAGCGCUGCUAGCUGCCAAUCCAGCACUGAAGCGACAGCACACAGAAAUGGUAAAUGAUGGUUUGAUUUCGGAGGAAGAUUUCUGGGCGAGUCGUCGCCAUUUGAUCGCUGGAGAGGCUAGUAAACGACAGAAGACAGCGAAAACGUCUGCAAUACUUACAGACUUGGCAGCGAACAAUGAUUCAGGCGGCAAUGUUGUUAAAUACAACUUAAAUGCAGAGGUCAUACACCAGAUCUUCACUCAAUAUCCGGCCGUGUACAUGGCGUACCAGGAACAAGUACCAGACAAGAUGACGGAGACGGAAUUUUGGGGAGCUUUUUUCAAAUCAAAGUAUUUUCAUCGAGAUCGGAAAGCCGGGCAUGAAGAUAUGUUUUCAAAGUAUGAGGAAAAGGGGAACCAAGAGGCUAUGAAUGUGGGCAUCGAUCCACGUGGUAUUGUGGACCCAUUGAUUGAUCUUACGACAACUGAGGAAGAUGCAGCAGUACAUCACGCUAAAAGACGCACCAAUAAAAAUAAAAAAGAUGACCCUGGCAGCAUUACCAUUACCAAAUUUAACAGACAUGGCGCUUAUGUGCUAGAUCCCGCGCAUGGAGUAAAGUUGCAACAGCAAAAAGCACAGAAAAACAAUGCCCAGCAAUCGUCGCUCUCACCUAAAAAGCCGAGUGCAGGCUUCCAUGACAACCUGGGAGACGCAACGUUGCUAGACGAUCUUCGAAAUAAACCGUCGCGACCGUAUAACCCGCUCACGCUGGAAGAUGAGUCGCGCUACUUCCAACACGCUCAAAAGGGAACUGCUGCUGAUAUUGACACGCCAGACAAAAUGUCGCUUGUUCAAGCAGCACUGGAGUUCCAAGCGACAUGCAGAGCUCCAUUUCAUUUAGAGCUGGCUUACCCCAGUUCAAAUUUGUGCUUUAACGUGCUUGCUGAAGUCGUUGCGUGCUCAGACUCAACAAGUGACUCAGCUUCAGCCUCGUCUGCUGCAAAUUUAGCAAGUGGCGCAUUGGCUGCCGAGUAUAUCCCAAACGAGUUUAAAAAACAGGUUUACAUCCAGUUUCAUGACGUAUGCGAGCUGUUGCGGCACUUUCUUUCGUUUAAGACGAAGGUGGCGGAAGGUGGUGGUCCUGAAGCCCAACACAAACUUAAUAGAAUUGUCGAAAAGAUGGGUUCCAAAUACGACGAGUUGGUCAAGUUACGCGAGUCACUGCCGCCGCAUGAGAAGAAUCUGCUGGCUCCAUUGCUAAAACCGUUUGAUGACCAGCUUAAUCUGGCCUUUAUUUAA